Messenger RNA from Epinephelus lanceolatus (giant grouper), 3880 nucleotides. It is a transcript of the gene sult4a1, whose product is annotated as sulfotransferase family 4A, member 1. The record is from RefSeq and is a predicted model, not a curated record. Gene Ontology annotation, molecular function: sulfotransferase activity. Lineage: Eukaryota; Metazoa; Chordata; Actinopteri; Perciformes; Serranidae.
UGGCUGUAGGUCAACUCGUCCGCCUGCCGUGCAGCAUUCACAGCAGCGGCGUUUCAAAUCAACCUCAACACCAUCAUCAUCAUCAUCAUCAUCUCCACGUCUGAUUGAAUUCAAAAAAAGGGGAAAAACGGUCGCGUGGGUGUGCGCGUUUUCUUGUUCUUGCACUGGCGGCUGGUUUCGAGGAUGGCCGAGAGCGAGGCAGAUACGCCGAGCACGCCGAUUGAGUUUGAGAGCAAAUACUUCGAGUUUGAUGGAGUGCGGCUGCCGCCCUUCUGCAGAGGGAAGAUGGAGGAGAUCGCCAACUUCUCCCUCAGAAGUAGCGACAUAUGGAUCGUCACCUACCCGAAGUCAGGCACCAGUCUUCUUCAGGAGGUUGUGUAUCUCGUGAGUCAGGGAGCAGACCCAGAUGAAAUCGGCCUUAUGAACAUUGAUGAACAGCUGCCUGUCUUAGAAUACCCCCAACCUGGCCUGGACAUCAUACAGGAGCUGACAUCCCCUCGUCUGAUCAAAAGCCAUCUUCCCUAUCGAUUCCUCCCUACAGCCAUGCACAACGGAGAGGCCAAGGUGAUUUACAUGGCACGUAACCCUAAGGACCUGGUGGUGUCGUACUACCAGUUUCACCGCUCUCUCAGGACCAUGAGCUACCGGGGAACCUUCCAGGAGUUCUGCCGGCGCUUCAUGAAUGACAAGCUGGGAUAUGGUUCCUGGUUUGAACAUGUUCAGGAAUUUUGGGAACAUCGUAUGGACUCCAAUGUCCUCUUCUUGAAAUAUGAAGACAUGUACAAGGAUCUGGGGACGUUGGUGGAACAGUUAGCCCGAUUCCUGGGUGUUUCCUGUGACAAGGCUCAGCUAGAGGGCAUGGUGGAGAGCUGCAACCAGCUAAUUGAGCAGUGUUCCAACUCAGAGGCACUGUCCAUCUGCAGGGGUCGUGCUGGUCUGUGGAAGGAUGUCUUCACAGUAUCUAUGAAUGAAAAGUUUGACGCCGUGUACAGACAGAAGAUGGGCAAGUCCGACCUGACCUUUGACUUCUGUCUGUGAGGAGCACCUGACCCCGCCCUCACCCCGUACCGCCUCUGUACCCCCACUGAUCUACUGCAGUACAGUCGACACUUCCCACCACGCUCCCACGUCUCCAUUCAGUCAAUCAGUCUGAAGUUUAACAUUGCAGUCUGACAGUGGGAUCACACUACAAGACUUUUCCCAGAAUGCAAUCUGUCUAAAUAUGUUCAACCCAUCCUUGUGGACUGAUCAAAAUGAGUCCAGAUUUCUUAAGAAUUCACUGAAAUUUCUUGGUCAAUAGUUAAACCAAACCUCCCUCAGCCCCUACCUCCACAGUAUGUUCCCACUGCUGUGUAUGUACAUGUGUAUAUACUAACCAGGGUUUGACCGAUAUGGGAUUUUAAAGGCAGAUACCGAUACUCAACACCAAUACCGAUAAUGUCAAUAUUUACAUUAAAAUUCUCCUACAAUAUGGCUGCAUUCACAACAGGGAUUGAGUAACAGGGAUUCAGGCUAUGCGCAGAUAUUAUAUGACUGAAAUACACGGACAAACCAGCCAGUUCAGCCAUUCAGUGUUAUCAUGUUAGGGUUGUCCCUCUUCCAGACGAAGUCCCUUUCCAUUUUUUGCAAAUCCAUGAAAAAUCUGUGUGUGAAAAUGAUUAGUUAGUGGAAAGUAUUGUCUAGGCACAUCUCAAGGCAAAAGUGUUUAUAUCUGUUCCAAAUGGUAACUUGGGGUAAAAGCUGGCUGUGACAGGGUUGAGAUGUAAAAGCUGUUCAACUGGGGAUAGUGGCAUUCAUCGUGUUGCAUUCAUUUGCUCACCUCUGAGAUGACCCAGAACAUGCUAGAGAGUUAUAAAUCCUUCCUGACCUUGGACCCCCUUGGAGAGGCUUUAGGAAGUAGCCAUGGUCAUGGAUAUGAGCAACUUUGUUUAGUCUACUACUACUGUGACCAUGUUACAUGCUAAUGUAGGCUAAUGUACAAGUUCAUGAAGGUGGGGGCCGCAGGCUGGAAUUGAGCCUGCGGCUGCUGCAGGUGGGUCACAGCCUUUGUACACGGGGCGCCUGCUCUACCCACUGAGCCACCUGGCAUCCCAUUUUUAUGUUAUUAUUUGGCGGAAAUGUUGAAAGUUGGCGGCACAGUGGUGCAGUAGUUAGCAUUGUUGCCUCACAGCAAGAGGUUUCUUGGUUUGAGCCUGGGGUGGGAGAGCCCUUCUGUGGGGUGUCUGCAUGUUCUCCAACCUACGACUUCAGACUUGACUUGGGUUUAUCAGUCUUGACCCAGGACUUGAUUCAGGACUUGUCAGGCUUGACUUUGGACUGGACUUGGGAUUCGAUUCAGGACUUGCUUGUCUUGACAUGGAACUUGUCAGUCUUGAUUUGGAACUUGUCAAUCUUGACUUUGGGCCUUGACUUGGGACUUGAUUUUGGACUUGCCUGUCUUGACUUGGGGCUUGUCUCAAUGUCACAGAUCUGGUGUUUAUAUUCUAACUGAACAAACUGGAAAAACCUCUAAGUCUCUUUGGCCAGACAGCACUAACAUCUGCCCUUAAUCUGCCACAUGUCGGUCUAACCCUGACACUGAGUGCAUUAGCAGUUGUCUUGAUGCAGCAGUGGCUCCAGGCCAAGUGGAUGCAUGAAAGGUAACUGUAAGAGGUGAAGCCAAACCUGUAGAGAAGAUGCCAAUCACGCCUAAAUCCAUCCAGCAGCUCACUGUCAAUGCUGGGACAUUGUUGUGUGCAGGGUUUUCAGCCUCAUCACUGAUUGUCACUUAUAUGUGAGCUUCAUGUAUGUGUAUGGAUGUAUGUGAGUGUGUGUGUGUGUGUUAGAAAGAGAGGGAGAAAGAGCGAGGGAGUUCUGUCCUGUUAGUGCUCAGUUAUACGAACAGAAUGCAUCAGGGUUUCCAGACUGACUUAGACAUUAAAUUCAAGGAUUCAUCAAUGAUCUUUAGUGGUAUCAAAAAACAACAACAAUAACAACAACAAAAAGCAGGAUGUGACAGUGAGAAUAGCACCAGAAUUUUCUUCUCAUUUUAAAACAAAAAUCAUCAGAAUAAUUUGACAAUCACAUACAAAUUGGACAAGUAAUGGCUUUAAGGAGCAGCAUACUCAAUUCUCAACACAUUGCUUGAGAUUUUGUGACAACAUGAUGGCUACGUUAUCAGCAUUUGAGACACAAUCUGUUGUUGCACUGUAUUUACUGUGUAUAAUAAAAUAUAUAUACCCUGCGGUGGUAAAAAUGAGCAGCUGCUGCUCAGUUGCAGAUGCAGCUGUGCCAAACACUGUAGAUAAUAUAUAAUGUACUGUCCCCCAGUUAUAAAGGCAGAUUUCAAAAACCUCAUCUUCAAUGUUUAAGGUCCUUGCAGAUAUAAUUUAAGGUUAGGGGCCUAUAUGUGAUUUUUAUGCCUCUGCAUCAGUGACGGCCGUGGCACUAUGUUUCGGGUUGUCCAUAGUGUUUGUCUGUCCCGUCCUUGUGAACAAGAUAUCUCAAGAAUGCCUCAAAGACAUUUCUUCAAAUUUAAGACAAAUGUCCACUUGGACUCAAUGAUGAACUGACUAAUUUUUGGUGGGCAUAGGUCAAUUAUCAAGGUCACUGUGACCUUGUCUGUCUCAAUCUUGUGAAUGUGUUAUCUCAAGAAAGCCUUGAGGGAAUGUGUUCAAAUUGGGCAAGAAGAUGGACUUGGAUUUUAGAAUGUCUGAUUAGAUUUUGGUGGUCAAGACUCAAAGGUCAAGGUUGCUGUGAACUUGCAUCCAUCUCUUUAUUGUGAACACAAUAUCUUAUGGAGAGCUUGAAAUUCCCUCAAGUACAACUUGAGGGAAUUUCUUCAAAUUUGGCAAAAAACAUUCACUUGGACUCAAGCAUGAAUUGAUUGGAUUUUGGUGGU